GCGCAGCCGGCGGGCGAGAAGGACCCCAAGCGCGGCAAGUCAAAAGAGUCAGACGACGUAGUAACCCAGAAGAUGCCGGUGCAGCUCGAGGCGCGCAUGAGGACGCAGGAGCACUACGCCAUGGCACAGGUGAAGAAAGACGGGCCCCAGCACGAGCGCGGCCCGCCCGAGCUCCACUUGUUUUCCAGGGCUCUGGGCGAUAUCGAGGGUUGGUUGACCGAGGCUUCAUCAUUCGAAGUCAAGAAGUACAUCGGCCUGCCGACGAGAGUGCGCAGCAUGCUCGAGCAUGGCAAGAGCGAGGGCGCCAGCGAGUGGAUCAAGGAUUCUACAUUCAGCCCGAUGUACGACGUGAAGAAGGUGAGAUUGACAAUGAGUAUUCGAGGACACGUGCUCGUCGCGACGGCGGGCAAACACGUGGAGAAGCUGAACAAGGCCCAGCAGGAGGCCUGGGGAGGCGCCCCGACAGACGACAAGUACGAGGAGGUGCUCCAGCGGACGCCGCUGGAGACGCCGGCGGUGCCCGAGGGCGCCGAGCUCGUGGAGCUCCAGCACGCCCUCAGCGUGAUCCUGCGC
This is a messenger RNA of Prorocentrum cordatum, 573 nucleotides long. The record is from the annotation of a GenBank genome assembly. NCBI's taxonomy places the organism in Eukaryota, Dinophyceae, Prorocentrales, Prorocentraceae.